Salpingoeca rosetta is the source of this 2922-nucleotide messenger RNA. RefSeq lists its product as uncharacterized. Gene Ontology annotation, molecular function: protein tyrosine phosphatase activity. The record is from RefSeq and is a predicted model, not a curated record. Gene Ontology annotation, biological process: protein dephosphorylation. The transcript has 22 exons. Bases 70 to 2280 code for a protein of 736 amino acids. NCBI's taxonomy places the organism in Eukaryota, Choanoflagellata, Craspedida, Salpingoecidae.
GCCUGCACGCACACACAAACGACAGACCAAGCACUCAGCCAGCCAGCCAGCCAACAGCGAAGCAAGCAGAUGGGCGCCUCAUCCAGCAAGGGCGGCGUGCCCGUCGUUUGGGGCGCCACCACCCACCGCGGCAAGAAGGAAGGAAAGCAGAAGAAGGAGUACACUGAGGAUCAGCUGAAGAAGCUGAACGUGUACCUGCAGCAGCAAAUCGUCCAGCUGCGCGCCCACAUGAAGCAGCUGCGCGAGUCUGAGACGGGCUGGCAGGAAGAGUUUGGCAUCAUCUCCAAGGUUGGCCUUGGCACGCGGGCGUCUGCAUCUGCGGCCUUGGAGAACACCACCAAGAACCGCUACAGGAACAUUGUCGCAUACGAUCAUUCGCGCGUCAAGAUCACCCCAGCAAAGCACAACUUUCACAACGACUAUGUGAAUGCCAACUUUGUCGACGGCUAUUACAAGAAGAACGCCUACAUUGCCUCGCAAGGCCCAGUGCCUGACGCCUUUCCAAACUUUUGGCAGAUGGUGUGGGAGCAAGACGUGAACAUGAUUGUGAUGGUUGCCAGUGAGGUGGAGGCAGGCCGUCUCAAGUGCCACCGCUACUGGCCAGAACUCAACCAGACCGCGACGUACGGCGUGUUUGAGGUGACGACAAUCAAGGAGCAGGCCACGCGCAACAACAUCCACCGCACAUUCCGUCUCAAGAAUCUCGAGACAGAGCAGCAUGACCGAGUGGAGCAUCUGCAAUUCAUUCUCUGGCCAGACCACGGUGUUCCAAAUACAUCCGGUGAAAUCCUCGCGUUCAGGGAGGACGUAUACCGGCUUCACGAUCCGAACACACCGCUCAUUGUGCAUUGCAGUGCUGGCGUUGGGCGCACGGGCACGUACAUUGCCAUCGACAGGCUUAUCUGUGCUGCUGAGAGUUUGGCGCCAACGCUGAGUGUGGUUGACAUCGUGAGCGAUUUGCGGCGCACACGAAACUUCAUGGUGCAGACAGUGAUCCAGUAUGGGUUCGUGUACUUGAGCCUUCACGAGGCGCUUGUGAAAGGACACAAGCAAGUCCAGCUGGGUCUGGCCAAGCUGGAUCAGCUCACGCGAGAACAAAUGCAGGGCGAACUCGAUGAAAUCACAGAGGACAUUGACGAAGUGCUUGAGGAGGUGCAGGCGUACGGCAACGAUCGCGUGACCCAGCAAGUGUCUGAGCUGCGUCAACGAACAGAGGGCGGAAGAGCGGACGAGUCCCGCGUGUCUGUCGUGAAACGCAUGGAGGCCUUUAUGAGCGCCGCCAAGGAGCCAACACCGAGGGCGCGGACGGCGCCUGCUGUUGACGCCGACUGGGAGGGGCUGCAGUCACGCAUCAAGACGCUUGCCGACCAGGCAGCGGAUGCCUUCCAGCAGCAGUACCGCUCAGCAGAGUCCGCGUGGCAGCAGGAAGGCGAGUACAGCGUAGGUACAGAGCUGACACCGAUUGAGUCGCGUGUUGCUGCAUUCACGUCGCAGGAAGAGGCGUGGAAGAUCAGAGGCCCAGAGUUUCGAAAACAGAUUGAGGACGACAGUUUGCGGGAGCUGGCAUCCCUACAGGCGCGCGUGGAGAACUUCAACGAUGCCUUGCGUGACGCCGAGCACAAAUUUCUCAAACGCCGCCAGUCAUCGCAGGCGCAGCUGCAGUCUGACUUCGACGAUAUGCAAACGACGAGCCUGGUGGAUCGCAUGAUGGCGUUGGCAACGCCAAAUGCAAAGGGCAGUUCGUUUGGACGUGUGCUGGCGAAGCCAAUUAGCUCGUCUCGCAUCCAGAAGGGGCAGGCGCGCAGCCGGCACUCAAGUACAAGCAGCAGCCCGCGGAUGCUGAGCCUUAACGGGUCGUGCUCCAGCCUCGUUGGAAGCGGCAGCGGCACACCGCGGUCGGGCCGGCGAUCAACAAGUGGCGGUGGUCUUGGCAGUCACGGCAGCUCGCACGAACAGCUUCCGCCGACAGACGAAAAGAGGGCGAUGGCAACGCCGCCGCGCGCACACGGGGAGGUUGUUGAAACAACAGAACCAGAGGCCUUUUUUGCACUGCGGGCAUCGGCACCAAAGCAGGAAGCAGUGCACCCCAUGGUUGCACAAAUGGCGCGAACUCGCUCCGACGACCACGUGAAGGCGAAGAACAAGAAGCAGCAGAAGAAGAAGCUGUCGAAGAAGUGGCGGUUCAGCAGGAAGGCAAGCAAAGGCUCCAAGCAGCUGGACCAGCCGCAGGAUGAGCAGGAGGAGGAGCAUGAGGCGGGAGAUGGACACGGCAAGGAGUGAUGUGUGUUGAGUGCUGGGAUGCACGGAUGCUUGUGGUUUAGCAAAAGGGAUGGAUGAUGCCCAGUCAUCCCAUGAACAUGUUUGGAGCAUUGGUGUUUGCACAAUCAGGCAGCAUCGUUGCUGCACUGAAAGGCCCUCUUCGAGGAGUGCAUGCAAGCAUCUUCCCUCACGUUAUUCCCUCCGGUGUUGUUCUUGAUUCUCGCUUGUUCUCCUUCUGCUUCGUGCCUUCAACCACUCAAACCCGCUACACCAGGCUUUCCCCUUCCCGUUGUCCCUCUUCUCCUCUCUCUGUUGUGUUCACUUUGUCGUGCUAGGAGUUUGUUUGUUUGUUGAGCUUGCUCUCACAGUCUGCUAGAGUGCUAGUUGGUCACAUCAAGACAUCACAUCACAUCACGUCACCCUGUCACCUGACACAGUUCUCUCCUCAAGUCCCCAAGUUCUCCUUUCCUUCUUCUUCUGCUUCGCCCUCUUCCUCUUUCCUCCCGCGUUACAAACAAGCAACUGCUUGCCGCUCACUCCCUGUUGCCCUUUGCUUUUUGAGCUCGACUGCUCGAGGGUGCAGCUUGGCACAUCCUCGCCUCUUGCUGCUCGUAGCGUUGCUCGUAGCCGUCUUACAAGCUUAAGCUUACAAGAGCCUUUCAA